This is a messenger RNA of Peromyscus maniculatus bairdii (prairie deer mouse), 2596 nucleotides long. It is a transcript of the gene Ces4a, whose product is annotated as carboxylesterase 4A. The record is from RefSeq and is a predicted model, not a curated record. Lineage: Eukaryota; Metazoa; Chordata; Mammalia; Rodentia; Cricetidae.
UGGUGAGAAGCUGGUCAUAACUCCUCCAGCCCUAGCGAUGGGAAUCAAGAAGAUAAAAGCCUUCUGGUGCUUACACACUGCAGUCACAGCUCCCUUCUGACCCCGUAAGUGUUGGCAUCACCGCAGCCCAUGGCAGAAGCUGAAUGGAGCAUGAAGUGGAUUCUGGGCUUGAGCCUCACCCUUUGCCUGAUAGUCCAGACGGCCUUAGGUGCUUUGCACACCAAGGAACCUCUCGUGGUCACCAAACACGGGAUCCUACAAGGAAAGCAAACACAUGUGGGAAACAUAACCGUCCAAGUCUUCCUGGGAGUCCCCUUCUCCAGACCUCCUGUGGGUGCUCGCAGGUUUGCCCCUCCGGAACCCCCGCAACCCUGGAAUGGCAUCAGAGAUGCCACCACCUACCCACCUUCGUGCCUUCAGGAAACCUGGGGGCAGAUAACCUCUCUAUACUUAAACACGCGGAAGCGGUAUGAGUGGCUGCACUUCAGUGAGGAUUGUCUCUACCUAAAUGUCUAUGCCCCAGUGCUCGCGGCUGGGGACCCUCUGCUGCCGGUGAUGGUUUGGUUCCCCGGAGGCGCCUUCCUCGUCGGCUCCGCUUCUACCUACGAAGGCUCAGAGUUGGCCGCCCGCGAGAAAGUGGUGCUGGUGUUUCUGCAAUACAGGCUGGGCAUCCUGGGCUUCUUCAGCACGGGCGACAGCCAAGCCCGCGGAAACUGGGGGCUGCUGGACCAGGUAGCGGCUCUGCACUGGGUGCAGGAGAACAUCGCGGCCUUUGGUGGAGACCCGGAAAGUGUAACGCUAUUUGGCCAGUCGGCAGGAGCUAUGAGCGUCUCGGGACUGCUGAUGUCACCCCUAGCCCAAGGUCUAUUCCAUCGGGCCAUUUCCCAAAGUGGUACUGCAAUACUGAACUCCUUCAUCACUCAUGAUCCAUUGAAGGCAGCCAAGAAGGUUGCUCACAUGGCUGGCUGCAACCACAACAACACAAGGAUCAUGGUAGAAUGCCUGAGAGCUCUAUCAGGGGAUGAAAUGAUGCAUGUUUCCAAGAGGAUGUCAUUCUUUCGUGCCAAUUUCAAGAAAGAUCCAAAAGAUGUUUUAUGGUUCCUGAGCCCUGUGGUGGAUGGUGUGGUGUUCCCAGAGGACCCUGUGGUGCUCCUGACCCACGGGCAGGUUACACCUGUGCCCUACCUUCUAGGUGUCAACAACGCAGAGUUCGAGUGGGCCUUGCCUUUUCUCAUGAAGCUCCAGAUAACUCGGCAUAUGAUGAACAAAAAAUACUUCACCAAACUGCUCUGGAAUUUCAGCAUCGUACUGAAUAUCACUAAGGAGCAGAUCCCACUGGUGAUGAAGGAAUACUUGAACGAUGCUGCCAAUAAACAUGACUGGACGAUGUUCCGAAACCGGGUGAUAGACCUAGUUGGAGAUGCCACCUUCGUGUACUCCACACUUCAAGCUGCACGAUACCACCGGGAUGCUGGCUUCCCUGUCUACCUGUACGAGUUCAAGCAUCAUGCUCCCUCAGGCAUAAUUGUCAAACCUCGACGUGAUGGCGCAGACCAUGGAGAUGAGCUUUCCUAUAUCUUCGGAAGCCCUUUCUCCAAAGGCUCAUCCACCAAUGAGGAAAAGGAAUUCAGCCUCCAGAUGAUGAAAUACUGGGCCAACUUUGCCCGCACUGGGGACCCCAAUCACAGAAAGCUGCCCUACUGGCCACGCUUUGACGAGGAUGAAAAGUACCUGCAGUUGGAUUUUGACACAAGAGUGGGUGUGAAGCUCAAAGAGAAAAAGAUGGCUUUCUGGGGAAGGCUGCACCAGCCCCGGAGAACUUAGAAGCAGCAGCGACACUGAGAGUGACCAAGCAAGAGGGAACUAUCCUCCCGGACAUCCUGCCUCAGGGAGAAUGGCCAUGCGUACAACUGAGGACAGCAGUCCUGUCCACAAAUUUAGGACCUGUAGAUGCUCCCAGCUAGCUUCAGGCUAUUGCUGGAGCCCUAGCCCAUCAUGGGGCUCAGCACUACCUGUCCAGCCUGACAUCCCAUGGCACCCCACAUCUCACUGUCUAAACCAGGCCAGGGCCUUUCAUCACACCGUGCUCUGCUCCCCACAAGCUCAGCCUCAGGAUAAUCUCUUCUCUCCCUUUUACAAGUCCUCUUACCCUUCAUGAUGUAUUUGCAGCCCCCUCAUGGAAACGUCACACAGGCUGUCAUGUUCUGUCAUUGCACCCUGCUAUCACUGAUCAUCUACCCUCUUCAACCUACCUGCUCAUGCUGGCCUUGAGGCCCCAAACAAUCUAUUCAUGAUGUGGUGCAAAACUUUGAUAGCUCGGGAUCUGUUCCCCUACCCACACUCAUCUCCCCUGGGGCCCUUCCAAAGCCGGUACCUAGGGAUGAUGCUCAAUUAAAAAAAAAAAAAAAAGUGUUCUUUUGAUCUUCAAUUUCUUUCUCUGUAAAUGAUUGGGUGAAAUGAAUGUUAUCUCAGUUUGAACCCUUAGGGUAAUAAAAUAUUGCUACUUGCUGCUUCUUGUUCUGUAUUUGCUAGAGGGGCUGAAGCAAAGUCAUUUAGAGUGUAAAACAUUUAGCUAGUGCCGGAUGUGGUAGUUUAU